ACGGCAAAGCUAAUGCAAAACAUCAUUUAAUACGAUAGCGCGUUGUAAUCCAGACAUUUCCGUUUGUGACGUUUCUCGGUUCGGUCCAGAGAUGUGGACGAGAUAGAUAGUAUAGUACUCGAAAAGAGAUAUUAUAGAAAGAGAACGGAUAGUUGCAACAACGACGACGACGACGACGACAUCAACGCCAGAAAUCGCGAUAUUUAAUGUCGUUAAAUCGUUCGUGCGUUCAUAUACAACGGGGUUUAAGAGUUCGAUAGUGUGCGCAACAUCUGUUAAUCAAAAAGAAGAUUUUACUUUGUUGUUGUUGUUGUUGUUGUUGUUGUUGUUGUCGUCUUUGUUUUAUUAUUUUUUUUUCUCGCACGCGAGAGAUUAAUUACGCGGUAUGAGAAUCGAUCGGUUAAUUGAAAAACGAUCGAAAAAUGUCGCUAACGCGAUCACGAGAGGAUCCUUCUUGUUAGUGAGAAGAAAAAAGAUUUUCUAUUCGUAUGAGAUUGUCUAACCGAUAGGAAGAAUAUGCUUUGCUGGAAAUCAUGUCGAAUUUUACGAGGAUAACUCAUUCCUGGUCUAACGGUAUAAAUUGCACGCCACCUGCGAUAGAAGAUUUUCCACAUGAUCUGUUUGACGAGGCACAGAGGCAAGGCGGUGCCGUCGUUGUCCACGUAAUAGUGUCCCUUUAUCUAUUUAUCGCUUUAGCAGUCGUAUGCGAUAAAUUCUUUGUACCUGCGGUAGAAAAAAUAUGUCACGCACUGUCGAUGUCAAAAGACGUAGCUGGUGCGACGUUCAUGGCGGCCGCGACGUCCGCACCAGAAUUGUUCGUCAACGCGAUUGGUACUUUCAUUACCGAAGGUGACAUCGGAGUUGGAACAAUCGUCGGAUCGGCGGUGUUCAAUAUUCUUGCCGUUCCUGCUUGCUGCGGGAUCGGUGCAGGAAUGGUUGUACCACUAGAUUGGUGGCCCGUUAGCAGGGAUUGUUUAGCCUACGGUGUAACAGUCGCCAUUUUAAUAUGCAUCAUACACGACGAACGCGUCGAGUGGUACGAGGCACUUACCCUGGUUCUACUAUACAUAGUUUACAUUGCUGUCAUGUAUUGGGAUAAAUCAUUUCAACGGUGUACGAGAUUUCGCACUAACAACGAUCAAUUCUCGUCUACAGACUGUCGCAUCGCAACCGAUGCCGAUGAGAUUCAUUUACCCAGACCCGAUAAGUUGCAAUCGUCCGGCGAUCGAGUCGAACAAAUAGCAACGAUAGAUGUACCACUUCAAAAUGGUGGUACCAAAGCACAGGAGGAAAAUCCUGAACCGAAUUAUGAGUACGAGUUAUUGGUUUGGCCUGCACGUGGCGGAUGGAUCAGAAAGACAGCUUGGAUUAUGACUUGGCCGAUUCACCUAAUAUUUAUGUGCACGAUACCGGAUUGCGAAAAGCCACGAUUUAAAAAUUGGUUCCCUGUUACGUUCUUAAUGUGUAUUAUUUGGAUCGGUUCCUUGAGUUACGUAGUAGCGUGGAUGAUCACGAUUAUCGGCGAUACACUGAAGAUACCAGACUCGGUAAUGGGUAUUACAUUCCUCGCGGCUGGUACCAGUGUACCGGAAGCAGUCUCAAGCGUGAUCGUCGCGAAACAAGGACACGGCUCGAUGGGAAUAAGCAAUUCGAUCGGUUCUAACACGUUCGAUAUACUCCUAUGUUUGGGACUACCAUGGUUAAUAAAAUCGUCGUUUUCGCCAACGCAACCGGGGAAACAUUACAUCAGCAUAAAUUCCGGUGGUUUAGAAUACAGCGCCAUAUCACUGUUAUCGACGUUAAUGUUACUCUACAUCGCCUUCGCCUCGAAUAAGUUUCAACUAGAUCGAAAAGUAGGCCGAGCCUGUUUGUGUAUGUACGCGGUUUUCCUGAUAUUGGCAUCGUUGAUAGAGCUCAACGUAUUCUUCACGGUUAAUUUGCCAACUUGUCAGAGGACGGUCAAAUGAUCGGCGACCAUCUAAGGAUGAACGGAGAUUGGACGAUCCUCCGAGUAAAACGAUUAUUAACAACAACGUUCAAAGUUCCGCGGGUUAUUACUCUCUUUAAUAUCGCCAGAUACGAGACAUUCGUGUGCGAUAUAUGAUUAAUAAUCGUAAUCGAGGGAGUGCUUAUUUUUACCCCCCAACCCCAACCCCCAACCCUCAACCCCAAUAUACAGUGUUGUCACGUGGUCUCACCGUGCGUAUACCUUCUUUUUUUUUUUUUUUCUAAUAUCGCCGUGAUUAUAAACGUUGUAUACGGAUAUGCAUAUUCUUCUCUCUUUCUCUCUCUCUCUCUCUCUCUUUAUCAUUUUCUUUCUCUUUUUUCUAAUUACCGUUGUAUCCCUUUGUCGGAUAUAAAAAUGCAUUAACGAGUUAUAAGUUAAUACUUUAUACUUUCUAACAAUAACCAUAACAACUACAUCACCACUGCUGUCACUAUACACUUUCUAUCUUCGUUUUUAUUUUACAUAUUAUUAUGCAUUACGCAUUUGUAAUCUCAUCGUUUUUUCUCUCCCUUUUCUAUUUCUUCUAUUUCUAUACCAUUUAACAUCGUUCCGAUUUAUUCUUGUUAUUUUUCGCGUUAUAUUCACGGCGCUUUUUUUUUUUUUUUGUAAACAACGGCAAGAAAGUAAAACAUGCAAACGCAGUUUUAGACGAUCCUCGAAGUGCCGCCCCGUUAAAUGGGCGAACAGCUAAUUCCGACCAAAGUUUUAGAAAGUAAGAUUUGUUAAGAUAUGUAACGUAAACUAAUCGUAAGGAAUCUCGAAAGCAGCUCUCUUCAUCGUUUUUAUCUCAUCUUUUAUUAUAUUUUAUCGGUUUCUUUUUAAAAAAAAAAAAAUCAUUUUGGAGAAUAUUUUACAGCAUUAAGUCAAUCAACGACCGGCGCGUUUAACCCACGGUCCACGAGAAGAAGAGUCGUCGUUUGAUUUUCUUUUUUUUAUUAUUAUUAAAUAAAACUUCGAAUAUAAAUAAAUUAAAAAGAAAAGAAAAAAUAGGAUGAUGGCGGAAAAUUGAAGAAAAAGCUUUUUUAAUAGAAUCGAUUUUACCAUUCUCACGUUAUAGGACAGAACGAGAGCAUGUAAAAGACUGCCGCUUCUAUAAACGACGUUUAGUUGAUACAUAUGCAUACAUAUAUAUCAUAUAUAAAUAGAUCCUUUAUUACUUAGGAAAAGGAUAAACACUAAAGAAACAAAAAGAAAAAAAACGCUCGCUGGAAAGGAUUGUAUAAUUUCAGUCUCUCUUUUUUGAUUUCUCGUUCGUGGAUCGU
Messenger RNA from Polistes canadensis, 3270 nucleotides. RefSeq names its product sodium/potassium/calcium exchanger 3 (gene zyd). The record is from RefSeq and is a predicted model, not a curated record. Gene Ontology annotation, cellular component: membrane. NCBI's taxonomy places the organism in Eukaryota, Metazoa, Arthropoda, Insecta, Hymenoptera, Vespidae. Gene Ontology annotation, molecular function: calcium channel activity; calcium, potassium:sodium antiporter activity. The transcript has 9 exons. Gene Ontology annotation, biological process: intracellular calcium ion homeostasis; calcium ion transmembrane transport. The coding region runs from base 534 to 1967 and encodes 477 amino acids.